This is a messenger RNA of Neltuma alba, 2166 nucleotides long. RefSeq lists its product as uncharacterized. The record is from RefSeq and is a predicted model, not a curated record. The transcript has 5 exons. Gene Ontology annotation, molecular function: zinc ion binding. Lineage: Eukaryota; Viridiplantae; Streptophyta; Magnoliopsida; Fabales; Fabaceae. Bases 1 to 2166 code for a protein of 721 amino acids.
AUGACUUUCCUAGACCUAAAUGAGCUUAGGAGCGCCAUAGACAGCUAUGCUAUUUCGAAAGGGGUGAAUAUCAAAAUUAUUAGAAGUGAGAAUAGGUUAUUAAAGGCAAUAUGUGAAGAGGGCUGCCCAUUCACCUUAUAUGCAUCGAGAGAUGGGAAUAAUGUGGGCUACAAGGUGAAGACAUUGUGCAAUGAGCACAGGUGUGGUAGGGUUUUCAAGAACCCUAGGGCAAGUGUGAAGUGGCUAGCCGAACACUUCAAGGAGAAAAUACAGGAGAAACCUAAUUACAGCAUAUGUGAAAUGAAGAAUGAUGUUGAGCGUGAGUUGAAGGUCCACGUGAGCUUACAUAAGUGCAAGAGGGCAAAGAGGAGAAUAAUACAACACAUGGAUGGGAGCUUCGUAGAUGAAUUCUCCAAGUUAGAAGCUUAUUGCAAUGAACUGAAAGUGUCAAAUCUGGGGUCAGAUAUUAGUGUGGAGAUAAGUAACGAGGCUUUGGAACAAGGGAGAAGAGUUUUUAGAAGAAUGUAUUUGUGUUUUAAUGCAGUAAAGGUUGGUUGGAAAGUUGGGUGUAGACCAUUGAUUGGAGUUGAUGGAACAUUUCUAAAAGGUAAAGCUAGAGGGAUUCUGUUAACUGCUGUUGGUUUAGAUGCUAACGACUCAUUGUACCCGUUAGCAUUUGCUUUGGUUGAUAAAGAGAAUGGUGUGAAUUGGAGUUGGUUCAUUCAGUGGCUUAGGAUAUCACUUGAUCUUCACAAUGGUGGCAAAGUAACUUUCAUGUCAGACAUGCAGAAGGGAUUACAACAUGCUGUGACAGAGAUACUUCCAGAGGUCGAGCAUAGACUUUGUGCAAGGCAUAUUUAUGCUAACUGGAGCAAAAGGUGGAGAGGGAACGAGAUGAAGAAAAAAAUUUUCUCUUGUGCUUGGAGUACGUUUGAAGAACAAUUCAAAGACAAUCUCAAAGCACUUGGAGCACUUAACAAAGAGGCAGCUGAAGCAAUGGUGUCAUACCCUAUAUCUGCUUGGGUAAGAGCUUCUUUCAGUAAUAGAUGCUUGUCUUGGGUUGUAGACAACAAUAUGAGUGAGAGUUUAAAUGCUUGGAUUGAUGAAUAUCGAUAUCUACCUGUUAUUAGAAUGUUUGAUGGGAUAAGGGUUAAGAUGAUGGAAAAAUGGGCUGAGAGUGAGCAAAAUGUGAGGAAUUGGAAAGGCAACUAUAGUCCAAAAUGUCUGGACUUAUUUGAAGCAAAUAGGUUGUUGUCCUCUACAUGUAGAGUUUUUUUCAAUGGGGAUGAGGGAUUUGAGGUGACUGAGGGACAAGAUAGGCACACAGUAUGUCUCACUAGGAAAAGGUGCACGUGCAGGGCAUGGGAUUUAACUGGAAUCCCAUGCCAACAUGCUAUUCGUGCUAUGUAUCAUUGUAAACUGGAGCCCCUCACCCAUAUCUCACGCUAUUACCACAAGGACACCUACAUUGCUAGCUAUAGGACAAAGUUUGCACCUGUGAGGGGCAAACAAUUCUGGGAUACAGAACAGUUUAUCCCUAUGCUACCACCACCUGAGUGCACAUUGCCUGGCCGACCAAGGAAAAAAAGAAUCAGGACAGAAGAAGUAGCAAGAAGGACAAAUGUUGCCUCUAGGAAAGCUGCUCAAGCUACGUCAAGUAAAGUUGGCAUGAGCAAUGGUUCAGAAACACCACUUGUCGAAAGAGUAAGCAAACGGGGACAAGUCAACAAAUGUGGCUUCUGCAGGAAAGUUGGGCACAAUAGAAGCACUUGCACAGAGGCACCUCCCUCAAAUAAGCCUCGACCUGGUAGAAGGAGGAAAACAGCCAACCAAGGCACAACACAGCAACCAUCCAAUCCCACUUCACCUUCACAGCAACCACAUAGUCCACCUACACAGCAACCACCCCCUCCACCUUCACAGCAACCACCCAAUUCCACUUUACCCUCCCAACAGUCGACAAAUCAUCCUCCAUCGACACAACAACCACCUAAACCUUCCAAACACAUAGCAAGAAAGAGGGUUGUCUACAACCCAGAGUUGAGUGUGGAAUGGCCUGGAAUGCGUUCUGAGGUGGUCAUUGAGGAGGGUAUUGCACAGGAGUAUAUACAACACUACGUGGACCCUCAGAGUAAAUUUCCAAUCCCAAAUGAGAAAGAACUUUGA